Messenger RNA from Panicum virgatum (switchgrass), 585 nucleotides. RefSeq names its product triphosphate tunnel metalloenzyme 3-like. Bases 1 to 585 code for a protein of 194 amino acids. The transcript is spliced from 2 exons. Lineage: Eukaryota; Viridiplantae; Streptophyta; Magnoliopsida; Poales; Poaceae. The record is from RefSeq and is a predicted model, not a curated record.
AUGGUUAAAAUCCACCCCCUACGCUCGUCCGCCUGCAUCCCACGCGAAAAAGGGGACGCGUGUCGCGUCCCCACGAGCUCUGGCCGUUUUGCAAAAAAGACCUCUGAUUUUCAGAAAAUCUUAGAUAAACCCAUCCCGCCCUGGCUGCACAGCGAGAUCCGCGACGGCCUGGCAGUCCGGGAGCCGCGCGCCGCCGCCGCACGAUCCCUCGCCGUGCUCCGCUUCCACCUCUACAACCCCGACGACCGUGCGCCUCUCCGCGUGGUGCUCGCGCUCAAGCGCCACCCGUGCAUCGAAGCCAACAUCAGCCGCAUCGAGGAGGUCGAGGAGCCGGUCGACCCCGCCCUCGCCCUCGCAUGCGCCAAUAAUCCCGUGCGACUCGGCGGGGUCAACUCCCCGAUUGUCCGCCUUGUCGCCGACGAGGUCGGCGUCGGACAGGACACCGCACCCUUUGUCUGGCUCGGCGAGUUCCGGCAGACGCGCGCCAUCUACGAGCUCGAGGAUGGCGGCCUCGUGCUGGAGCUCGAUGAGAUGCGGUUCGACUUCGGGACUAGCUAUGAGCUCGAGUGCGAUGGCCUAGCCUGA